Sapajus apella (tufted capuchin) is the source of this 1778-nucleotide messenger RNA. RefSeq names its product X-ray repair cross complementing 3 (gene XRCC3). NCBI's taxonomy places the organism in Eukaryota, Metazoa, Chordata, Mammalia, Primates, Cebidae. The transcript is spliced from 7 exons. Gene Ontology annotation, biological process: telomere maintenance via recombination; t-circle formation; double-strand break repair via synthesis-dependent strand annealing. Gene Ontology annotation, molecular function: four-way junction DNA binding; ATP binding; ATP-dependent DNA damage sensor activity. Bases 501 to 1541 code for a protein of 346 amino acids. The record is from RefSeq and is a predicted model, not a curated record. Gene Ontology annotation, cellular component: replication fork; Rad51C-XRCC3 complex.
UUCAGAUUCCUGAAGCACCCUGCAAAUCCCAGACUCACCUUCCCACUCUUUCCAGAGUCCCCAGAGACACACUUAAGGGAAAUUAAACUGCAGAAUGUAAGAGAUGCCUCAGUCAAAUCGGCUGGAAACACACGGGUCAUGGUGGGCAGGCGCUCACCUGCCGCAGGAGGAUGGCCUUGAUUCUAGCACUUUCCACGGGGUGAAUGCGGCGGGAUUUGGGGGAUUUUUCAAAUGCGUCAGUGUCUGGAAUGGGUUCUAAGCUACCAAAUAAUUCUUAGAGGUAAAUUACAGACGUGUUGCCUCAUCAUAGCUAGACAGCAUUCUCUGUACAGUGAAGUGUCUCCUCCGCCCUCAGUGACAGACACCUCACAGACGCCACGGCUGCUGUCACUUCCCUGCUGCACGCCUCCCACAGGCGGUUUGAAUUGGCGAGUGCCCGUGCGUCCAUUGUUCUGUCUUCCUGCGAAGUUAUUCAUCCUGGUGGUCGGCCCACCGACAGAAUGGAUUUGGAUCUGCUGGACCUGAAUCCCAGAAUUAUUGCUGCAAUUAAGAAAGCCAAACUGAAAUCGGUAAAAGAGGUUUUGCACUUUUCUGGACCAGACUUGAAGAGACUGACCAACCUCUCCAGCCCCGAGGUCUGGCACUUGCUGAGAACAGCCUCCUUACACCUGCGGGGAAGCAGCCUUCUUACAGCACUGCACCUGCGCCAGCAGAAGGAGCGGUUCCCCGCACAGCACCAGCGCCUGAGCCUUGGCUGCCCAGUGCUGGACGCACUUCUCCGAGGUGGCCUGCCCCUGGAUGGCAUCACCGAGCUGGCUGGACGCAGCUCGGCAGGAAAGACCCAGCUGGCGCUGCAGCUCUGCCUGGCCGUGCAGUUCCCACGGCAGCAUGGAGGCCUAGAGGCUGGAGCCAUCUACAUCUGUACAGAAGACGCCUUCCCACACAAGCGCCUGCAGCAGCUCAUGGCCCACCAGCCACGGCUGCGCACUGACGUUCCAGGAGAGCUGCUUCAGAAGCUCCGAUUCGGCAGCCAGAUCUUCAUCGAGCAUGCAGCCGACGUGGACACCUUGUUGGAGUGUGUGACUAAGAAGGUCCCUGUUCUGCUGUCUCGGGGCAUGGCUCGCCUGGUGGUCAUCGACUCGGUGGCAGCCCCAUUCCGCUGUGAGUUUGACAGCCAGGCCUCCGUCUCCAGGGCCAGGCGUCUGCAGUCCCUGGGGGCCACGCUGCGUGAGCUGAGCAGUGCCUUCCAGAGCCCCGUGCUGUGCAUCAACCAGGUGACAGAGGCCGUGGAGGAGCAGGGCACAGUGCACGGGCCACCGGGGUUCUGGGAUGAGCGCAUUUCCCCGGCCCUUGGCAUAACCUGGGCCAACCAGCUUCUGGUGAGACUGCUGGUUGACCGGCUCCGUGAGGAAGAGGCUGCCCUCGGCCAGCCGGUACGAACCCUACGGGUGCUGUUUGCCCCCCACCUGCCCCCCUCCUCUUGUUCCUACACAAUCAGUACAGAAGGGGUGCGAGGGACACCUGGGACCCAGUCCCACUGACACGACAGCAGCUGCAGAACAGCCCUGCCUGAGAAGCCCUGACACUGGCACUCCGGCCUUUAAAAUGCUGUCUGCCUUGGCCGUGGCACAGCUGGGAAUCUGGUUCAGAGCCCUCCUCCAGGGCAGCAGCUCCACUUUCUCAACUGAAGAUGGUGACCACGGACUGAUCCCCACCUGAGCUGGGCGGGAGGCGGGGGUGGGGCGCACUGUUCCACCCCUCCCUGGGUUUGGGGGCAG